AUGCCCGAUUGGAGGCUGCCUUGUUGGGGGUUGCUUCGGUGGCUUUUGGCUCUGUUUUUUUUUCCCAUUACUACUACUGUUCCUACUACUAUUCCUAUUUCUAUUCUUAUUCCUAGUCAUAUUACUGUUACUAUUACCAUUACUGCUCCUAUUACUAGUCCUAUUAAUGUUACUAUUCGUAGUCCUACUACUACUGUUCCUAUUACUAUUCAUCUUACUGUUCCUAUUACAAUUAACAUUACUGUUCCUAAUACUAUUACUAUUAUUGUCCAUAUUACUACUACUGCUCCUAUAACCAUUACCAUUACCAUUACUAUUACUAGUCCUAUUCCUAGUCCUAUUCUUGUUUCACUUACUAUUUCUAUUACUGUUCCUAUUACUAUUACCAUUACUGUUCCUAUUACUAGUCCUAUUAGUGUUCCUAUUACUGUUCCUAUCACUAUUACUACUAUUGUCCCUAUUGCCAUUAUUGUCCCUAUUACUAUUACUAUUAUUGUCCCUAUUACUACUACUGUUCCUAUUCCCGUUACUAUUACUAUUCCUUACUGUUCCUAUUACCAUUACCAUUACCAUUACUAUUACUAUCCUAUUACUACUACUGUUUCUAUCACUAUUCCCCUUCCUGUUCCCCUUCCUGUUCCUGUUGCCAACACACUUCCAUUCCCUUCCACUAUUCCAGCCGGGCCCCUCCAAUCCCGCCCCCGGUGCGCGGCAUCACAGAGUCUAAUUUGGGGCCGGCUAUGGCCCGCGGCGCGGGCUGGCCCUGGCGAGCCCCGCCAAGCCCGGCCGCUGCGCAGUCGGUCCACGCCAAAAACACACGGGCUCUAUUCCAAGCGCUUCCAAAAACUGGCAGCCAGCGUGGGGCCUUACCGGGCGCUCUUCUUAACACUUUGCAUGCCUGGCACUUUCGGGCAGCAAGCAUCUCCAGGGUUUCCCCGCCCGGGGCGGGCGUUUUUUCGGGCUGAAGCUUAA
Molecule: messenger RNA, 972 nt
Organism: Metschnikowia bicuspidata var. bicuspidata NRRL YB-4993
Lineage: Eukaryota; Fungi; Ascomycota; Pichiomycetes; Serinales; Metschnikowiaceae
Gene: PGA30
Product: Pga30p
Exons: 3
Coding region: 1-972 (323 amino acids)
Source: RefSeq, a predicted model, not a curated record